Molecule: messenger RNA, 1464 nt
Organism: Wickerhamiella sorbophila
Lineage: Eukaryota; Fungi; Ascomycota; Dipodascomycetes; Dipodascales; Trichomonascaceae
Exons: 2
Coding region: 1-1464 (487 amino acids)
Source: RefSeq, a predicted model, not a curated record
AUGAGUUUUGACGAGCUCAAGACGCUGGCGGAUAGAGCCAAGCAAUUGAAUCUUGUAGCGCUCGAAGAGAGCGAGAAGCGUCGCAGUUCGCAACUGAUGGCCAAGCGCCGGCAGCAGUACGAGCGAUCACUUCGUCGAGCGGCCUCAGACAGCGACGAGGACGAUCUCGAGGACUACACGCUGGAGGAGACAGAGAGAUGGGAGCAAACCAAGAAACAGAAACGACAAAACCAGCUAGACGCUCAAACUCUGGACUAUGGAGAGCUGGCUGCGUCUCACUACAACAAACAAGUCGAGACCAUCCAGCAGGUCCGCGAGGCAGAAGACCCGGUGCAAGCGCUAAUUGACGACCUGAGUAGCACCGUUGAAGCCCGGCACCAAAGACGAGUCGUACAGUCUUCUGCGGGCUACAUCAGUGAUGCGAACCGUCAGUUCAAUAUCCGGCUGGAUCGCUUAACUAAGCCCGCAACCCACACACCAUGGAGCCCGCUCGAAUCGAGACUGAAUACAUGGGAGCAGCGCGUUGGCCAGUUCGCCGACAAACUGACUCCAGAGCUAGACGAAAACCGGUCCAAAGAAGACCUGGCUAAAAAGCUCAGAGACCUACUGGAUACCCAGAUCGAGCGCCAAUCCAGCAAUCCUACCUUGCAUACCCAUUUCAAUCAGCUGUUUGCUGGCUUGGAUACACUCUCAGAGCCUCCUGCGCCACUCCAUUUGAAAGAAGGACUGAGCCCGGACAGAACCGAGUCAGACAUCUUGAAAUGGUUUAGCAAGUUUUAUUAUCAGGGUAAAAUCUCUCUCAAAGUUGCCCUGGCGGUCCUGAAAGACCCGCGAGUCAAGCACAUUGACCAAUUAGUUCACCAGAUCAACAACGGCGGCAUUCUUAUUCGGUGGUCAAAGGCAGACAAACACUUUUUCCAAUUGAAUGUCGCCAACAAAUACUGGAGACUUGGUCAACGCGAUCUCGCCAGACAGUACGUGUAUUCUGAUUUCGAUACUUACUGGAUGCCGGAGCUGGAAAGCGAUAGCUUAUCGCCCUCGCGGCUGUCCAUCCUAUUAAGAGCAGUGGUGGCAACCCAGCCUUCGCUUGCUCUAGACGUGGCCCAAACACUCACAGAACACCAGUACAUUUGUGCACUAUAUAUUCUAUGGGCCAACGCAGUAACCUUCAAACAGUGGCAGGUCGCGAAUGCAGUGAUCUACGGUGCGUCGUCAAACACCCUUUUCCAGGCGCUGGCGCUUGUGACCGACGAAGCACAGCUGCACGGCAUCAAAGGCAUGGAGCCCCUGCUCAAAAUGGUCCCCCGCAGGAAAGAUCUCCAGCACCAUAUCUCUGUUGCUUUGAUGGAAGUCGCCAACACCCAGCCGGAGCUGGGAAAACCAUUGGCUGAGAGACUUGCUGCACUAGAAGCCGACGAGGUCACAGAGGCUCGAAUUGCUGCCUUUAGGCUCUCCCUCAACUAG